AUGCCCAAGUUCACCAGCAUCAGAGCUGUUGUAGUCCUCCACGAGGACGAUGGCGUUCGUGCAAUUGCCACUCUUACGACCGACGAUCGCAAGAGCUAUGGUGUCAACCUGGAGCUCGAAGAUGGGAAGCUCAUGGUUCGGACCAAUCGAGAGGUCAUGCCGAUUGUUGUAUUGGGUCCAAUGUUGAGCAUUCCGACAACGCUCAACAGCUCUACCGAGAGCGAAGAAAGCACCGUCGAAUUGUUGGAGCCUGUGGCUUUGUUGGAGCAGGAGGAUUCUGUUGAUUUGUUGGCCUCUGAAGCGGAGUCUGUUGAGUCUGUUGCCUCGGACGAGAAGAAGGAAGCCGCCAAGGAAGACACGAAGAAGGAAGCCGUCAACCGUCGCAUCGUGGAAUUGAUCCAGUCGUCCGAGGACGAGCUGUCGUCCGAGGAUGACAAGGUCGAGGAAAUCAAGCCAUUCCCCAAGACGAGAGCUACCCGCCGCAAUGCUGCUCCCAAGCCCGUCACGAUGCCAGUCAAGAGUGGUCGCCGCAACCCCACCCGCAAUCGGAGGGCUCGCCGUAUUGUCUACAAGGAGCGUGAGAGCAUUGACAGCAUUGAAUCGGCUGAAUUCGAGGAGGUCCCCUGUUCGCAGGACUUCUUUUGA
Molecule: messenger RNA, 645 nt
Organism: Seminavis robusta
Lineage: Eukaryota; Bacillariophyta; Bacillariophyceae; Naviculales; Naviculaceae
Source: the annotation of a GenBank genome assembly